CUUUGCGCACCCGCCUGUGUAGUUGUACCUAUCGCCUUCCGGUUGAGCGUACAGAUAUCUCCAACAUGUACACGAUCGAGCCGAAAACACGGCCUGUUCUACAGAUAUUCCACGUCUAGAAAUAUAGGGUCACCUAUGGUGAUCCUUAUGGAUGUAUACGGGCUUGGGGAAGGGUCUUUGAGCCGUAAGAACCAUGGCGGCGACCAGUGCGAUACGGAGCAAAUGGUCAACGCUACGUUAAAUAGCUUGGAGCUGGACGCGUCUUUGGUUUUCGAUAUCAAUGAUUUCAACCUUUACCGGCUAGCCAAUGGAUUCUUCGGCGAGAUAUUCAAGGCAGAGCACAAAAUCACAAAAAAGACCAUGGUUAUAAAAGAAGAAACACAUUGCAAUGAGGACUGUAGCUUGCUGAAGGAAGUAGAUUUUCUAAGACGACUUUCACAUCCCAACAUCGUUAGAUUCAUAGGCAUUUGUAUAAAAGAUAACAAAGUUUCUCUAAUAACGGAGUUCGUUAAUGGCGGAAAUCUAGAGGAACUUCUUAUGAACCACGAAGAGACUUUAAACUGGGCUACGAGGGUGUAUUUAGCGAGAGAUAUUGCGAGCGGAAUGGCGUUUUUGCACCAGAAAAGAUUUCUACAUCGCGACCUCACAUCGAAGAAUUGUUUGAUUAAAAUCGCUAAUGGUGAGCGAUAUGGAAUCGUUGCUGAUCUCGGCCUCGCAACGGAACUACCCGAUGGGGAGGAGGGGAUUAUCAACACGGUAGGCUCACCAUACAACAUGGCGCCCGAGGUUUUACGAGGAGAGAUGUACAAUGGGAAGGCAGAUGUGUUUUCCUAUGGAAUCAUUCUUUGUGAGAUCAUUGGUAGAGUUCUUGCUGACCCUGAAGAGCUCCCUAGAACUGGAGCAUUUGGCCUAGAUGUGGAGAAAUUCUCUACCAUGGUGGGGGACUGCCCGAUUGAAUUCGUCCACACUGCUAUCUGCUGUUGUCAGAUGGAUCCAAAAUCCCGGCCCAGUUUCAUGUCUACCGUCAAACACUUGGACCUAGUCCUACUCCAGUACCCGAGACGCCCCGACGUGCCCUGGGACCAAGCUAUCCCACCGCCCAUGCUCGACGAUGUGGAGAGCAACAAUAACCUGAACGCGCAUAUUCAGCUCACCUCGCCCAGACUGGUUACCCCCGCCGUGCUACCCCCCGAGGGGGAAUUCCGUACCCGUAGCCACACGGACUACAGGCGGCGCUCGUGGAUCGCGUCACGCUACAAACUCUUCCACGCCGCCACCGAGGAGCUACUGAAGAACACGCCUUCUAAGCUCAUGGGCUUCUUCAGAAACGUGAUAGGCAUUCGCAACAAGGAGAUGUCCAUCUCUAAGGGGAAGAAGAAGGACGAGAGUGAAUCCGCGCGCCGGCGGAGGGCUCAGUCCUCUUCAGUCCUCCCCAAGUUCUCAUCUGUUGACAUUUGUCACACAAGAGACAAUGAUUUCGCGGUGCCGUGGAUAACCAUACCGCCGUCCACGUCGUGUCCGGGGUCGCCCGGACCGGACAGAAAGGACGCAAUGCUUCGUCGUCACACUAUCGCUCCUCUAUCCUCGCUCAAGGCGAGUUCGGACCUUCAUUUGAAUUUGAGCGAUACGGACUAUACCGAUGGCGAGGACCCCUUGAGCGCGCGCAGUGCGUUUUCGGAGAGCAUUUCAAUGUCAUCGGACAUUAGCUCUUUGCUGGCUAACAGCACGUGCGCGUCGCAUUCCACACAUUCUUCGUAUUCCUCGCAGCCGUCCGGGUCUCGCGACUGUGAAUCCGUGUCGUCAGGCGAAGAGGGCCGCGUCAAUUCCACGCCUCCGAGGCUGAUCUGUAGUCAGAUGAAGACGCCACAUUUAGACCGUAGCGGCUCGUACUCGGUUAUCGAUGCCGAGGCGUUGAACCGCGAGGAGCUGGAGCGAGAGCGCGAAAAGGAGAAGGCGACACGACUCGGCGAUAACACACCCACAAACACAAGAGCGAGGCGGCGAAUACGUUCCCCUCUUUUCGGCUUCUUCCAGUCCAAAAACCGCAACAAGAAUAAGGACAAUUAGUGGCUUUGUCCUCGCAUAGUCUCUCUCCAGCUGAAAGUCCCGCUCUUCCGUUUCCAGUUAUCUCCCUCCACACACAUUGUUUAUGCCAAAAGAAGAAAUACCAAGCAGAGGUGAACUUGCCUGUACAUGUGUAGGCUGGAUUAGCGCUCUCGCUGCGCCCACCUUCCUAUCGGAGCAAAUGGAUACAGCUUGAUCCAGUUCCCAGCGUUUUGCGGGACAUCUACCGUACAAUCAAAACGUUGCUUGACAAACGAAAAAGCUUUCAGAUAGCACGAUUUCAAAGAUUUCACAGAGUUUAUAAAUAUUUGUAUAUUGAUAGACUUCCAAUUUAAUUAUGUUUUCUUUAAAUUUGUUGUGAAAUUCUAAAUUGCAGAUAUGGUAAAUAUUUAUUUCGUGACGAGAAUUUAUUAAGAUAACUCCCAUAUACAUUUAUUCGUGUAAAUUUGUUUUUAUAAGAAAUAAAACCUUUUUCUUUCAUGAUGAAAAAAUAUCAUCUACAAAUUAAAUUUUGGAUAUAAAUGACGGGACAUUGUAUGCUCUUUACUCUUGCACUGUCUCAUUGAAAUCAAUAUACUUUUCGUUAAUUAUUUAAAAUAAUUUUUUUCAAAGUUUUGUAUAUAGCCAAGUGGUUACAAGAAUUCGUAUGGUUACAAGAAUUUGACCAGCGAAACUAAAAAAGAUGUAUUUAAAUAAAAAAUAGUUGUAGAUAAAGUAUUAUAACGUGUAACGUGUAAGAGAUUUUCAUUGUGAAUGUGAUCACAUUGUAUGUGUGAUGUGAUUGGAAAAUGCUCAUUCAUGAAAAAUGUCACGAAUUAUUUUAAUGUUAUUAAAAUAAUAUUAGAUUUA
This is a messenger RNA of Nematostella vectensis (starlet sea anemone), 2913 nucleotides long. Its product is annotated as serine/threonine-protein kinase GIN4. Gene Ontology annotation, molecular function: protein serine/threonine kinase activity; ATP binding. Gene Ontology annotation, cellular component: nucleus; cytoplasm. Bases 136 to 2067 code for a protein of 643 amino acids. NCBI's taxonomy places the organism in Eukaryota, Metazoa, Cnidaria, Anthozoa, Actiniaria, Edwardsiidae. Gene Ontology annotation, biological process: actin cytoskeleton organization; protein phosphorylation. The transcript is spliced from 9 exons. The record is from RefSeq and is a predicted model, not a curated record.